Molecule: messenger RNA, 4262 nt
Organism: Scatophagus argus
Lineage: Eukaryota; Metazoa; Chordata; Actinopteri; Scatophagidae
Gene: ark2n
Product: chromosome 20 C18orf25 homolog
Exons: 5
Coding region: 321-1625 (434 amino acids)
Biological process (GO): ubiquitin-dependent protein catabolic process
Molecular function (GO): ubiquitin protein ligase activity
Source: RefSeq, a predicted model, not a curated record
CAUGUAACUUUGUGAAAGACAGACGACUGAUGGAGACAUUUUAAAAUAAACACACAGCUAGCGGCUAACUGCUAACAGGGCUCGCUAAAGUGCGAGCUCACUGCGCCAAAACCCAUUCAAAUUCUCCCAAAUUGUAAAGAAGUGCAGUACAUUUAUCAGUGCAUUGCUUAUCUAUCGCAAGUCAAAGAGGCUACAAUUUACCGAAGAUGUCCAAAAGUCUGACACUGGGAAAAGGAGAAUAUAACUAACACCGCGGUGAGCUCUAGUCCAGGCACAUUGGUCCAUGUCCGUUGGACCUUUGGGCUCUGGGCUCAACUAGUAUGAAGAUGGCUGAUUCAGAGAAGGCAGAGGAAUUUGUGGAUGCUGAGUGCCCGCUAGAGUGCCUUGAUGAAGUACAAUCAGCCACAACUCUUCAGGGAGAGCAAGAUGACCAUCUGAAAACAGAGACCACCACCAGUACCAGCUCACCACCAAGGGAAAAGGAGGCAGACAGCCCUUUGAAUACAGAGGGGGAGCAGAGUCUCCUCUCCAUGCCAUGCCUGAUGAAAGAGCUCCGCAGAGACUCUCCAGAGUCCCAGCACGCCUCUACAGGGAGUGACAAACCCGUGUCUCGUCAUAUCUAUGAGAGUGACUCCUCAAACCCCUGCAUGCUCUCCCCUUCAUCCAGUGGCCACCUUGCUGACUCAGACACACUCUCCUCAGGGGAAGAAGGUGCUGCUCCUCGCACUGGGGAAGAAGAGGGAAGCAUGGAGGCUGCAAAUGAUCCUGGAGAGGCUACAGGAAGGCAAGCAUCUGCCACGGCUGCAGGGGGUCGAAAGUCUCGGCGGUCACAUUCAGAGAGUGAGAUGCCUCCCAAUGCAAUGGCUGCAAAGAAAAACCGCUGCCAGCCCUCCAUGAUAGCAGCAGGAGGGCAAGAAAAACAAACCAAUGGCAAGCUGGCAAAAGUGAAAGGUCACCGGAGCCAGAAACACAAGGAACGGAUGCGUUUACUGAGGCAAAAACGAGAGGCAGCAGCACGGAAGAAGUAUAACCUGCUGCAGGACAGCAGUACAAGUGACAGCGAGCUCACGUGUGACUCCAGCACCAGCUCAUCCGAGGAUGAGGAUGAUGACACUUCAGGAGGUAGCAAGACAAUCAAGACGGAUAUUUCAGACGGGCCUCCAGUAGUGGGUCACUAUGAUAUUUCAGACACUGAUUCUAACCAGGAGAGUAUGAGUGUGGAGACAGUCCGGCCUACGGUGAUAAAGCAUGAGCUAAAAACACACAGAGGCCAGGAUAUGGCAGCUCACUCUGGGUGUAUAAGAGCUCUGAGCUCUAUCUCAGGCCGCGUGGAGGCAGAGCUGUCGCACAAGGAAGGUUCUCAACACAAGGGCCAGAUUAACAUUGCUUCCUCUGACAGUGAGGUGGAAAUAGUCGGAGUGCAAGAGAAAGCACGAUGUGCCCACCCAUGCGGCGGGGUGAUAAAGAGUCUGUCCUCCUGGAAGGAGAACUCAGUGGAGCAGUUAAACAGCACAAAUCAGCCACAGCUCUGGACUACUGUUUCCCCUCAGCCCAACUGGGUGUCCCCACCCGAAGUGGUGGACCUCACGCUGGAUGAGGACGCCGGACACAAAUACCUACUUUAAACUACUUGUACACUGAAGACUCCUUAUUUCUUCCUCUCACGCCUCCUCACCCCUCUUUGCCUUGCUUCCAUGUUAUGGCUGAAAUCCUUCCUAUAGUUGCGGCCUCACCUGUAACGGCUUGUGGAUUCUUCCUGCUCCAGGGCACUGUUUGUUUUUAACAUACUGUCAAACAAUCUUAUGUAUCAAAGCCAUUCUACUGAUGUGAAUCCCUGAUCUUGGCUUGUCAGCUCUGAAUUUAGUUGUAAUAAAAUGGCACAGCCCUUCAAGUGCAGGUGGAAAUGUCUGUAAGAGUGACUUAUCUGUUUAUGAUAGCAAUAUCCUACCUUCAUUUAUUACCUCAGUUACCCCUUGAUAACAGAUGUAGGUAGUGAUGUGUUGUGUGCUUGCAAGCUGUAUAGUGAAAAUUAUGUUGCUGCUUGAGAGCAGGCUGUUACCAUGACACAACUGACAUGGCUGUUGACCUGCUUCACCACAGACUCUGAACGGUAUAUUUUCAGCCUUGAUUCAGCGUUUUUAUCUUCAGACACAGCUGCGCUCAACACAGAAACAGGCAGCUGGUACACUUUCUGUUGUACAGUAGAUCAUAGAUCGAUGGCAAAGUUUGCUUUGUCACCUGUCUGUGGUCACUUUUCAAAAGUCUCACCACUGGUUUCACCUUUAGUUCAGUCUGCAUUGAUAGUUGUGCUUUUACUCUGUCCAGCAUAGGUGCAGCCUAUGCUCUGGUGCUGUCGGGAGGGUUUUGGGUAAUCCUAAAGUAAUUUUUCAACAUUUUGAGAAAUAUGCUUGUAUGCUUUCUUACCAAGGGUCAGGGCAGAAGACUGAUGCCGCUUUCAUGUCUCUGUUGAAUAUAAGGCUACAGCCAGCCGCCCAGUUAGGCAAAGCUAGCCCAGCACUGUCCGAAGGUAACAAAAUCCACCUACCAGCAUCAUCUCUCAGGCUCACUGAUUAUCUCUCUUUUUUUUUUCUUAAUCCACACAAAAACCCAAAUGUAAAAACAUUUCUGGACUAUUUCUUGGUGAGGGACAGUAACUUCUCCACUGGGUUACUCAGACAGAGCGUGGCUAGCUGCUUCUCUUUCUCUAGUCUUUGUGCUAGCUGUAGCUUCAUGUUUAAUGGAUAGACGUGAGCUCUUUUCACCAGAAAACAAGUAUGCAUGCUUCCCAAAAAGUUGUGAUUUAAAUUCAUUUUUUGUUUCUGUCACUAUCAGUACAAGUUUUUCUUUUUUUCUUUUUAAAACAGAAAGCCACUGGUCAAAAGUCGGACUCUGAGGGAAAAGUACAAACACACUACAAAAUGUGACUCAUUUCCACCCCAGCACUACUGUAUGUGGUGGUGGUGCUAUAUUGGCAAUAGCAAUUAUGUAUCUAUAUACUUUGUGUUGGAGGCCACUGAGUCUGCAAGUGUCCCAGGUGAUGUGGUUAUCAGUGAAUGUAUGAUCCUUCAGUGCUGAUUGGGUGCACUUACUGUUUGCAUGCUUGUCCUGAAUGGAUGCAAACCCCUUUAAACCUCUGGGGACCCCUUUACAACAACCAAGGAAAUGUAUUUUCCAUAGAAUACUGCAAAGAAAGAUGGCCUGAAUGCCUUGAAAUGUGCACUAUUUUCUUUUAGAAUCGUAUAAAGCUUAUUCUUUUACCUUACCAAGCAAUGGAUUUUGCUAUCUCAACAAUAAAUAUUUUAAUAAUAGAUGUGAAUUCAGCACAUAUAAAAAGAGUAAAAGUGUUGCUUGUGCCCACAUGCAGGGCCUUUAUAGAAGAGACUUUUACAGUAUGAACUGUUUUUACCCUGAUCCUGAGGGCCUGCUUUCCCUCUUCCCCUGUGGUCUUAUUUUUCUCUUCAUGCAGUACUGCAACCACGCUGGUAAUUUUUUUUUUUUUUUAUUGUUAUUGAUGAUCCAACUUGACACCCUGUUUUAACAGUUAAGAUUUGUUUUAUUACAUAUUAAAUAACACCUUCUUCCUAAAUGAUGCUUGAGAAUUGUUGAAUCAAAUUAUUUUACUUCUGCUGGUCACAGAAGGCAAGGGAAAAUCCUAAAUAUAAGUAACUAAACCAAAGUCUAAAUGGAAUUUAUGUUUUCAGUUUGUCUUCUUUCCCAAUUUGAAAUUUGCUUCCAGUCUGUUCUAUGAAAUCUGCUCUGUAAAUUUAAAUCUGUUGUGAAAUGAGGUGACAUGAAUUCAGUUUUAGACUCAACAUACGGUUUGGCAUAAUGUGAUUUAUUUAACUUUGGCCAGUUCUUUCCACUAUAUGCAGCUACCACUGUAAUGAGAAGUCUUUUCCCCAACCACUUCUGCUUGCAAAAUCCAUUUUGCUAUUGUUCCUUAGGCUUAUUAUGAAAUGUCAGUAAGACUCUUUUCGCUAGUGAUAGAGUUUGGUAGAGAAUUAGGGCAGUGCUGCUCGACUAUGGUUGCACACAGCAUGUUUGUUCACAUCUUUAACCUCAAGUCAGAUAUUAUCCCCAUUAUCAGUAAUUUAGCUUUGCUCUUCUGUUAUUUUUGUUUUUAUUUUACUGUCAGUAUUUUAAAUUAACAAAACAGGUGUUUAUUUUGUUGCUUCUGCAAGUCCUUGACUUCCUUGAAAGUAUGUCUGUAGAACAAAAAGAAACUAUUUUAAAACUAAAUAAAUAGAGCAUUAUUUAAUGAC